Molecule: messenger RNA, 1151 nt
Organism: Xiphophorus couchianus (Monterrey platyfish)
Lineage: Eukaryota; Metazoa; Chordata; Actinopteri; Cyprinodontiformes; Poeciliidae
Gene: smtla
Product: somatolactin alpha
Exons: 5
Coding region: 84-776 (230 amino acids)
Biological process (GO): animal organ development; growth hormone receptor signaling pathway; positive regulation of tyrosine phosphorylation of STAT protein
Cellular component (GO): extracellular region
Molecular function (GO): growth hormone activity; growth hormone receptor binding
Source: RefSeq, a predicted model, not a curated record
UUUCCUUUAUUCAUGGGCUGCUUAAGCUUUAUAAAGUUGCCAGGACAAAACUACAGCAAUGAAACCUGAAGAACACAGACAAGAUGCAGAAGACAGUCGUUCAGUGGGGUUUAUGGGCCCUGUUACUGUGGCCCCAACAUCUUGCUGCAAGCAUCCCACUAGACUGUAGAGACGAUCAGGGCAACCUGAGCCGCUGCACCUCCAUCUCCCAGGAGAAGCUUCUGGACCGAGUCAUUCAUCAUGCUGAACUCAUCUACCGUGUCUCAGAAGAACUGUCCUCUUUGUUUGAGGAGUUGUUCAUCCCAUUUUCUUUUAGGCUGCAGAGUAAUCAGGCUGCCUAUUCAUGCAUCACCAAAGCCCUGCCCAUCCCCAGUUCCAAAAGUGAAGUCCAGCAAAUAUCUGACAAAUGGCUGCUUCAUUCCGUGCUGAUGCUCGUCCAGUCUUGGAUUGAGCCUUUGGUCUACCUACAGAUGACAAUGGAACGCUACGAUCACGCCCCUGACAUGCUGCUCAACAAGACAAAGUGGGUGUCUGAGAAACUUAGUAGCCUGGAGCAAGGAGUUGUGGUUCUCAUUAAAAAGAUGCUGGAUGAGAACACACUGGCCACAGGUUACGGUGAACAAGGUAUAGUCCAGAAUGAUGUGCAGCCGGAGGUGCUGGAAUCUGUUAUGAGGGACUAUACCCUGCUCAGUUGCUUCAAGAAAGAUGCCCAUAAGAUGGAGACUUUCCUCAAGCUACUCAAGUGUCGUCAAACUGAUAAAUACAACUGUGCAUAAAACAUGAAGUGGAGCUUUUAAAUAAUGCAGUAUUUGGCUUUAAAUGAAUUUCUUAGGUUGUUAGUGUGCACUUAAAGAUAUGACCAUGCCUUGGGCGCUUUAGCCUCGCUUGUAAUGCAGCACAUUUCUUAUUGAUUGUUUUGGAACACCUUCACACAAAAAUAAGUAGGUGUAAUGCUGUGCCCUUUCGUAACCAUGUGUUGAAUUUUUAGAUUUUUUUUCUAUCUCAGUUGUUAUUUUAACCUGGCACAGGCAAAAGAAGACUAACUCCCAAAAGACCAUUUGUAUGUCGAGCUGUCAAAAAAAUCUACAUAUCCCGCUAUUGAUUUCCAUUUCCUUUGUUCUUAACUAGAGUUGGUAUUCCUUGCUGGCUCU